AUGAUUUUCAAAAAUAGUUUUGUUAUCGCUUCCUUAGCUCUAUUGAAUUCUUUGAAAGCUUCAGCUGCAUGCUCUCAAGUUAGUGGAAAUUACUACUGUGAUGAAGCCUCUGCCAUUCUUUAUUCAGGUGUUGGUUAUUCUGGUACCUACAAGGAUGUUACAAAUAUGGACGAAUCUUCCUGUGAAUGUUCUCAAUCCAGUGUUUCAUUUUCCAGUGACUUGUCUCCAUUAAAUGAAGAAUUAAGUGUUCACUUCAGAGGCCCACUCAAAUUGUCUCAAUUCGCUGUCUACUAUCCUGCCUCAUCUUACAAAAAAGUUAAAAGAGAUGCCGACCCAGUUCCAAAGGCUCACCACAGACACCAUGUCCACAAGAGAGCUGCAUCUCCAAGAACAACAACUGUCUUCUUUGCUGAAACUAUUUAUGUCGACACCAAUGGUUAUUCUUCUUUUACCUCUUCAUUAUCCUCUGCUUCCGUUUCCGCUUCUGCUUCUUCAGCUUCGGCUUCAGCUUCCGUUUCUGCAUUAUCCUCAUCUUUAGCAGGAUCCUCAAAAUCCACUGUUGGAGGAUCUUGGUCUAGAUCUUCUUAUUAUACUCCAGGUUCUGCUCAAAAUCUUGUUUUCUUAAACAACUUAGGUGGUGUUACGGAUUCGGGUACCUGGUCUUCUUGUUUUGGUAACUCCUUAUCCUUCUGUGCUGCUAAUGGUCAAGAUGCCUCAUCCUCAUCUCAAGUUUUAAAGGAAGUCACUAUUGGCUCUGAUGUUGAAUACAUCAUCUACUCUGGUUCAAAAUGUGGCAGCUCUUCUGCUUCUGGUGAUUGUGGUUACUACAGAUCUGGUAUUCCUGCUUACCACGGCUUUGGUGGCUCCAACAAAAUUUUUGCUUUUGAAUUUACAAUGCCAACUGAUUCUGGUUCAGCUUCUGACAGUAAUUAUGAUAUGCCUGCUAUUUGGUUAUUAAACGCUAAAAUCCCAAGAACUUUACAAUAUGGUUCGUCUUCGUGUUCUUGUUGGUCAACUGGUUGUGGUGAAUUGGAUUUGUUUGAAAUCCUCUCUUCUGGUUCUGAUAAAUUAAUCUCUCAUCUUCACACUGGUCAAGGCAGUGAUGGUACUUCUUCCGGUGGUGGUGGUUCUUCUGAUUUCUUCAAAAGACCAACCUCCUCUUCAAUGAAAGCUGUGGCGGUUUUAAGUGGCUCUUCUAUCUCUAUUGUUAAAGUUGAUGAUUUCGAUUUCUCUUCUAGUUUAGAUGAAUCAACUGUUAACGGUUGGUUGUCAGAAUCGUCUUCCAGUGCUGUUUUAGUUUAA
Messenger RNA from Ascoidea rubescens DSM 1968, 1302 nucleotides. RefSeq names its product Tos1p (gene TOS1). Gene Ontology annotation, cellular component: fungal-type cell wall. Lineage: Eukaryota; Fungi; Ascomycota; Saccharomycetes; Ascoideales; Ascoideaceae. The coding region runs from base 1 to 1302 and encodes 433 amino acids. The record is from RefSeq and is a predicted model, not a curated record. The transcript has 2 exons.